UUCCCAAAACCACACUGAUAAACAGCAAACAAGGUGUGAGCACAGAGCUGUGCUCAUUUCUAACUAAUCAUUUCCAAAAGGAUACACCAAAAUCAUGAAGAGCCACUUAAUAGGAAUUCUUUUGAGCUUCUGGGUUGCUGUCUCACCUGCUUUGUAUUUUCAUUCAGGGGAAAGAGAGGAGAAAUGCAUAAUAGAAGACAUUCCAAGUGAUACCUUGAUUACUGGGAGUUACAAGGUACAGCAAUGGGACAUACAUGAACACAGGUUUCUUGAAUCUGCACCUGGUUUGGGAAUGUUUGUGACCAUUACAACUCCUACUAAGGAGCUACUGUUGUCAAAAUUGUAUGGUCCACAAGGAACAUUCUCUUUUACGUCACACUUACCUGGGGAGCAUAAUAUCUGUUUGCAGUCUAACUCCACAAAGCUUAUCUCAUUUGGAGGAAGUAAACUGCGUAUCCACUUGGACAUUAGAGUUGGAGAGCAUUUUCUUGAUGAAGCUAUCGCUCAAGCCAAGGACAAAGUUAAUGAAGUUAACUUUAGACUCGGACAUCUAAUUGAGCAAAUUCAUCACAUAUCCAAAGAACAAAACUAUCACAGAGAACGUGAGGAGUACUUUCGAUUGACAAGUGAAGAAACAAACAGCAAUAUCCUGUGGUGGGCUCUUGCACAAACAUUAAUCCUUAUCUUAGUUGGAGUCUGGCAAAUGAAAUGUCUUAAAGAUUUCUUUAUCGCUAAAAAGCUUGUUUAAGACUGAUAGAAGUGAAUAUACUUCUAAA
Trachemys scripta elegans is the source of this 776-nucleotide messenger RNA. RefSeq names its product transmembrane emp24 domain-containing protein 11-like. The record is from RefSeq and is a predicted model, not a curated record. NCBI's taxonomy places the organism in Eukaryota, Metazoa, Chordata, Testudines, Emydidae. Gene Ontology annotation, biological process: endoplasmic reticulum to Golgi vesicle-mediated transport; intracellular protein transport; Golgi organization. Gene Ontology annotation, cellular component: endoplasmic reticulum; endoplasmic reticulum-Golgi intermediate compartment; COPII-coated ER to Golgi transport vesicle. The transcript is spliced from 5 exons. The coding region runs from base 95 to 748 and encodes 217 amino acids.